AAAAUUAUCAUGGAAAAAUACAGUUCAAAAGUUUUCAUUAAGUAAUAUUUUAAUAAACAAAUAAUACGUAAUUAUCACUUUAUGAAAGUCCUAUGAUUAAACAGCAACAAACAUUGAUAAAAAGAACCAUUUUAUAAAUUCUGAUUUUUUUUCACGAUGCAGAAACUACAUCACCAGGUGUCGCUAGUGCAUUGACGCUUUUAUUUCUAUGAAUACCGUUUAAUUACUGUUUUUAUUAUUACCUAAUUAGGCGUUUUUGUUUUUUUCAUACCGGGGUUUAUUUAUUUAUUUACUUUAUUUACUUCGUAUUACUCGUUUUGAAAUGAGUCAGUAUUGCGGUGCGCCGCGGUUGCUCCUCCAUACCGCUGGGGGCGCUGUGUCUGACUCGACCCAGCUCGAGUCGUCCCGUUCUCGGCUUCUGCGCCGCUGCGGUGUCGCUGUCCAGUACUGAACGUUCAGCACCGCGAGAGGAGGACAGCUCCCGAUCCUCCGACAAAAACAUAGCAGACCGCAUCAGAACAGCUUCAGCCGGCCUCAUCUACCACAGAGCGCUGUGGCCAUGUACGAUGGGGCAAGGGUUCCCUCCCCUGAGGACGCUGCUAACGGGGUCCCACUGCAGCCCGAGACCCCCGCGGCCACACAUCCCAAAACUAACGAGGAGCCGGAGGAGAAAGAGGGCGUCCCACCUGAGCCCGUCCUGGUGAAGAAGGCUCACCGUGAGAUUCUGGACCAUGAGAGGAAGAGGAGGGUGGAGCUGAAAUGCAUGGAGCUUCAGGAGAUGAUGGAGGAACAGGGGUAUUCCGAAGAAGAAAUCCGGCAGAAGGUUGGAACGUUUCGGCAGAUGCUGAUGGAGAAGGAGGGUGUGAUAACUCGAGAAGGCUUGCACCCACGUCCACCGGUCAGGCUGCUUCCUCACGGGGAUGAAGAUCAUGUGGAAAACGCUGCAUACAUUGACGGCUAUGAGGAAGACUAUGAUUGGGAUGGAGAAUAUUACAAGCAAGAUUCAGCUGCCUAUGACGAGUGCAGAUCCAAGAGGAUAUCCAGCAGUUCACCUUCCCCUCGGCCAAAGAAGAGGAAAAAGAAGAAGGCAAGAAGACACAGUCGAGCUGACAGCCCGUCUUCAACCCGAAGAGACAAAAGGAAGAAAAGUGGAAAGAAACACAAGAGAGACAGGUCCACAUCUGGCUCAAGGAGGAAGAGGAGACACAGAUCUGGGAGCCCCAAAAACAAACACAAAGACAAGAACAAACAGAAGAAGAGGUGUUCAGUGGAGUCUCCCAGCAGGAGUUCUCAGCACAGAGGCAGCUGUUGUAGUUCCCGAAGCGGAUCCGUCUCCUCCACCACCAGCGUCUCCAAAUCACCCAGCAGAUCAAAUGCAAAGUGCAGGAACGAUAGGCACAAACAGGAAGGAAGUCACUCUAGCCACAGCCCACUGCCGUCCCUCAGCGCUGACCAGCCAAUCACGUGGCAGAACGGCAACCACAGCGUCCGUGUCCGCAACGGCAAAGAUUCGGGAGCCAAUCACACGGAGGGGAAUAAAGGGAACGAUCACUCAUAUGAUUUGGAACUGGACCGAGUUAGAUUAAAUGGGUAUGUCUACUAG
Messenger RNA from Carassius auratus (goldfish), 1603 nucleotides. RefSeq names its product serine/arginine repetitive matrix protein 3-like. The record is from RefSeq and is a predicted model, not a curated record. Lineage: Eukaryota; Metazoa; Chordata; Actinopteri; Cypriniformes; Cyprinidae. Bases 560 to 1603 code for a protein of 347 amino acids. The transcript has 11 exons. Gene Ontology annotation, molecular function: mRNA binding.